AAGGCAGUAUUCCUAGUAACUUAAUUGAGAUUUUUAUUCGGUGUGUAUUAAGAAAAUGCGUAGAAUCUUUGAUUUUGGCACUGCAGUAGAAAGCUAAUUAAGCUAGUAGUUCAAUCUGAGAUGCCGAAAAGAAUUUUAAGAUGUUUUGGUUGAAAUAGUUAUUUUUAAAUUAAUUGAAAAUACAGUGUUAAACAUCUUCAGUAAAAUGGAGUAAAGCUAUUCAGUAAUUUUAAAGUAAUAAUAUAAUGAGCGCACGCUAUCCUUUGUACACCGUAGAGGUGGGAGAUACGAAAUUUACAAUUCUAAACCGGUAUCAAAAUUUGAAACCUAUUGGAUCCGGAGCACAAGGAAUAGUAUGUGCUGCAUAUGAUACAGUUUCCGAACAAAAUGUUGCAAUUAAAAAGUUAUCACGACCCUUUCAAAACGUUACUCAUGCCAAGCGUGCUUAUCGGGAAUUCAAAUUAAUGAAACUUGUUAACCAUAAAAAUAUAAUUGGUUUGUUGAAUGCAUUUACACCACAACGUACACUAGAAGAUUUUCAAGAUGUUUAUCUUGUUAUGGAACUCAUGGAUGCUAAUUUGUGUCAGGUUAUACAAAUGGAUCUUGACCACGACAGAAUGUCGUAUUUAUUGUACCAGAUGUUGUGCGGAAUAAAACAUCUACAUUCAGCUGGAAUAAUUCACAGGGAUUUAAAGCCAUCUAACAUAGUUGUAAAAGCAGAUUGUACACUUAAAAUUCUUGAUUUUGGACUGGCAAGAACAGCUGGAACCACGUUUAUGAUGACUCCAUACGUCGUUACACGAUAUUAUCGCGCACCAGAAGUCAUCCUAGGCAUGGGUUACACUGAAAAUGUUGACAUUUGGUCCGUUGGUUGUAUAAUGGGAGAAAUGAUUCGUGGUGGUGUUUUGUUCCCUGGAACUGAUCAUAUUGAUCAGUGGAAUAAAAUAAUUGAACAAUUGGGUACUCCAUCUGCAUCUUUUAUGCAACGUUUACAGCCCACUGUUCGAAACUAUGUUGAAAAUAGACCUAGAUAUUCUGGAUAUUCUUUCGAUAGACUUUUUCCUGAUGUUUUAUUUCCAAGUGAUAAUAAUGAACAGAGUCGGCGAAAAGCUUCGGAAGCCCGUGAUCUCUUAAGUAAAAUGUUGGUAGUAGACCCUGAACAACGUAUUUCAGUCGAUCAGGCACUUCUUCAUAGCUACAUAAAUGUUUGGUAUGAUGCUGAAGAAGUCAAUGCACCUGCACCAGAACCGUACGAUCACAGCGUCGACGAGAGAGAACAUACUGUGGAACAGUGGAAAGAAUUAAUUUAUCAAGAAGUUAUGGACUAUGAAGCGCGAAAUUGUAUGCCAGGGCGGUAAACCAAGAUUUUAUUACAGCUAAAAUAAAUUAUAAAACCUAAAUAAAAUUAAAAAUAAAAAAAAA
Episyrphus balteatus (marmalade hoverfly) is the source of this 1422-nucleotide messenger RNA. RefSeq names its product stress-activated protein kinase JNK (gene bsk). Gene Ontology annotation, molecular function: JUN kinase activity; ATP binding. The transcript is spliced from 7 exons. Gene Ontology annotation, cellular component: cytoplasm; nucleus. Gene Ontology annotation, biological process: protein phosphorylation; JNK cascade. Bases 246 to 1358 code for a protein of 370 amino acids. The record is from RefSeq and is a predicted model, not a curated record. NCBI's taxonomy places the organism in Eukaryota, Metazoa, Arthropoda, Insecta, Diptera, Syrphidae.